Molecule: messenger RNA, 1698 nt
Organism: Spinacia oleracea (spinach)
Lineage: Eukaryota; Viridiplantae; Streptophyta; Magnoliopsida; Caryophyllales; Amaranthaceae
Exons: 1
Coding region: 1-1698 (565 amino acids)
Source: RefSeq, a predicted model, not a curated record
AUGGAAGAUGGUGACAUUGACAUACCACCCUUUUGGCAACCACCAGCCACCAUUACACGGCGGGGGCACGGCCGUCGUCCAUCGUCGUCUCGGUUGCUAAACUCGUCUUUGCUAAUUAUCCUCCUCCCUUCUAUCUCUCUUCUUUUCGUCGUCUUCAUUGUCAUCCCUUCAAUUCCCAAAAUCCUUCCACAUUACAUCAACAAACCAAUUAAUCCUCCACAAAACCAGAAAGCUAUCUCAGUGAAGAAGAGCUGGGACACCGUCAACAUAAUCCUCGUUCUCUUUGCUAUUUUAUGCGGUGUUUUUGCCAAAAGAAACGACGAUUCACCGGCGACUACGGAGCGUGAAGAGACGCGCAACCACGAACAACCACUUACACAUUCUACUACUACAACAAAUAGUAAUAUUAGUAGUAGUAGUGUUAAUACUGUUUUACUACAAAGGAGUAAAACUAUGAUGAGUAGUGUACCACAAUGGGUUGAGUACUCUUCUCAGCAGCAGAGGAUCAUCAGCUCUCCGAAUGCGCCACCGGAUACCGGAAUCUCACGGUUGCGGCGGACGGUUAGUUCGGAUCCUUACAUGAGGUAUCAAACCGGUAAUAGCCAGUUCCGGUUCUUUGAUGAUCUCGAUAUUAGCAAGUUUUAUCCUAAAGAGGAUCGUGUUUUAAACGAUGAGCUUCAAUCUGAUGAGGUUGCGGCGGCGGUGGUGGAGGUGGAGGAAGUGGACGACGUUGAAACUUCGACGGUGAAGGUAAAGGUGAAGGACAUUGAGGUUGAUACUUUUGCAACUGAAAAUAGAGGAGAAUUACCGUCACCGACAUUUUCUCCGCCGAAAACUCCACCGCGAAAUCCACCAGAGGCACCACCACCUCCACCGCCUCCUCCUCCGGCAAAGCAGAGACGGACAUUUCAGACAAUUCAGCAAAGGGGGCAGAUUCCACCGUCUCCGCCUCCGCCUACACCACCGCCGCUGCCGCGACGUGGACGAGAAGAGAAGAAGAGGAGUUCUCGAAAGCGGAACGCAACGAAGGAGAUCGCAACAGCUAUUGUAUAUCUUUACAGUCACAGGAAGCGAAAGCGACGGCAAAAAUUGAGCAGGAAUUUCGAAGGUCCUUCACAUUCGGAAAUUCAAUCGCAUUUCGUUCCUCCGCCGUCUCCACCACCUCCUCCACCGCCAUUACCACCUCAUCCAUCGGUUUUCCAAAACUGGUUCAAAAAAGGGAGCAAAACCAAAAAAAUCCACUCCUUCUCCUCCAUACCAACACCUCCGCCACCGCCAACACGCCAAAAUCCGGUAAAUUCCGCCAGAAAACCGCCACUUCCUUCGAGGAGAGAAAGUGGAAACGAGUCUCCGAUGAACGGAAUACCUACGCCACCUCCUCCGCCGUUUAAGGUAUCGCAGAUGAAGUUUAAACCAAUGGAAGAUGGUUAUGUUAGGGUACAGAGCGCGCAGAGUUCUAGGUGUGGGUCGCCUGAGAUCGACGGUGCUGAUGAUGACACGUUGUCGAGUUCAAGUAACAUGAACGGUCAGGAUGUAGAGAGGCUGAGUUCGAUGACGUGUCCGAGUCCAGAUCUGAACGUGAAAGUGGCCUCGUUUAUUGCACGGCAUCAUGAUGGGUGGAGGCUUGAGAAGCUCAACUCUUGGAGAGAGAAACUCAACAAGGCUGGUGAUGGGCCCAUUUCUAGGCCCACAUUCUGA